Messenger RNA from Melampsora larici-populina 98AG31, 408 nucleotides. RefSeq lists its product as uncharacterized. The transcript has 2 exons. The coding region runs from base 1 to 408 and encodes 135 amino acids. Lineage: Eukaryota; Fungi; Basidiomycota; Pucciniomycetes; Pucciniales; Melampsoraceae. The record is from RefSeq and is a predicted model, not a curated record.
AUGUCACCAAUUUCGAAGUUCUUGAUGAUCAACCUUACCAUCUUCUUCGCAUUCCUCACCUCUCUCGGCUCGGCUGACCGUUGUGAAGUUUGUAUGUACGAUGGAACAAUUUAUCGUGAUUAUCACGGAGCAAUUGCAGCCCCCAAAUUCUGCAGAGAAAGAGCGUAUAUAAUGACGAAAAUGAACGAACAAACAGAACCUAGAGGAGCACUGUGUACCUACCUGAAUUGGAAUACACAAGUCAAAGAUAAAUACGGUCAAAAAACAUUUUGUCGAAUCCAAUGUGAGCGUUCAACUGAUUGUAUCCCGGCAAGUCGUCAAAUACCAGAUAAAGACGGACAAGAAAUAGAGCACCCUGCGUUUCUUGGGCGUAGGGAUAUGGCUUGUAAUGAAUGGCCCGCUAAUUAG